Paracoccidioides brasiliensis Pb18 is the source of this 1632-nucleotide messenger RNA. Its product is annotated as nitrogen permease regulating protein NPR2. Gene Ontology annotation, cellular component: GATOR1 complex; vacuolar membrane. The record is from RefSeq and is a predicted model, not a curated record. Bases 1 to 1632 code for a protein of 543 amino acids. The transcript is spliced from 4 exons. Gene Ontology annotation, biological process: negative regulation of TORC1 signaling; positive regulation of autophagy. Gene Ontology annotation, molecular function: GTPase activator activity.
AUGAUACAUGCAAUAUUUUACAGCAAGUUUGACACCCAGGAAGGCCCAAAAGUUGUUCAUCAGGUCCCCGAUGGAGCCAUCGUACCAUCCCCAACAGCGCCUCCGAACCAGCCUCCACUGAUUUCUUUUUCCGACAUAUCCUUCUUCGUGAUUCCGCGACAGGAGCUAUGCGGCAACCUGAUUCACGUCUGCUUGGGCGGAUAUCGCAUCCUCGGAUACCCAGUCUGCAUGACAUCACCGCGUUACGACCGAAAUGAGUUUAUAUUCAACUUCUGCAUUGUUCUGGCUGAAGAUGAGCAAUUUGGCAGUUUCAAAAGCGUAGUGCAGAAGCUGGCGCAUUUGAUGUGCGGCCUGGAAGAACAGUCUGGGUUUUUGUCGAGAGAUUUCUCAAAAGGUGGGGAGGGAAAAGUUUACAGUCUCUGUGAGACGAUGAUGGAGGAUUUGAAUAAUUACUGCGAAUGCAUGAUCCCAAUUGAUGAACUCAACACUUUGAAUAUCAAACUAUUUCCUCUCUAUCCCUCACCACCAAAGGUGAAGGCGUGGCAAGUACCACUCUUUACUGUUCGUUACGAAGCUUUCGUGGAUGAGAGCUGGGAUCUAACAAUGCAGAGAAUCGUACCUUUCAUCAACGGCGUCAACAGCAUUCGUAUAAUUGCCACACUUGCAGACGCAGACUUCUCCCUCACAUGCAGUGCAAUCCGACACCUCCUUUAUUACGGGUGCAUAUUCCUCCUAGACAUCUUCUCCUUCAAUGCGAUAUAUGCGCCAACAGCACAGUUCGGUUCAACCAUCGCAGUGGAUGAAGAAAUGCAACGCGAAUGCGCACAAUAUGUAAACACACGUUUCGCACGCACCCAAAGUGUAACAGCACCACAAACAUUCACACCCUUCACGCCAUCUUCCCUAUCAUCUGGCCCCAGAUGCAGUUCGAAGGCCCAAAAUGACGAACACCUAGAUUAUGAUGAAAUGUGGCCACUUACCGGCAAAUCUGGAAUCAUGGGUGCCAACCAAUGCGGCAGCAUCGUUGACGGAGUCGGGCUGGUCGAGCUUUACGCUAGUCUUAGGCAGGGCAAGACUGUAAAGCAAUGGUACAUCGAACACUUGCACGAGCUUGCCUACAUAGAUCUCAGACGCUUCAUUACAUUUGGUGUGAUAAAGGGGUUUUUGUACCGUGUGCAUAAAUAUGCAUAUGCAACGAAAUCCCCUGCACGGCCAGCUAGACAGAGUCGUCAGGAGCUUCCGUCCUCGUCGCCAUCAUCCUCCCUUUCACAAAGUACUAGGAAUGGGUCUUUUACAGGCAGUGGUGUAGAUAUAGCGGGAGGAGGAGGACGUCGCUUAUCUACCCGGAGUCAUCGGUCAAUAGGUUCACGAUCCGGAAACGACUAUGUCAGUACGAUGAUUGUAUCGCGUGGCUCGUAUGGCGAUAACGACAUCGCCGUUGAGGAUGAUAGGGAAGAUGGGUAUGAUUUGGAGGACGACGAGGAGGUUGUGAUUGAUGACAGGUCAUUGAGGAAAUAUCUCGAUGGGGCGCACUGCUUUGAUCAAAUAUGCACAGAGCUGGAAAUUAGUGAGAAGGAACUUACGAAUCGGCUGAAGAGGUAUCCGUAUGAAGUACAAAUUAUUGAUCGCUAG